AUGGUUUCCUGGGCUGUUGAGUUGUCAGAAUUUGAAAUUACUUUUGAAAGGAAAGUUUUGGUUAAAGCACAGGUGUUGGUGGAUUUUGUCAAUGAAAUGUCUUCCAGUGAGAAAACUAUGGAAGUUGGAGAAUGGAGUUUGUCUGUGGAUGGUUCAUCCAAUAUCAAGGGAAGCGAAGCCGAAAUAAUUCUAGAAGGACCAGGAGGCGUGACAGUUGAACAGUCACUUAAGUUUGACUUCAAAGCCAGUAAUAAUCAGGCAGAGUAUGAGGCUAUAAUUGCCGGAUUGAAGAAGCGGCUAGGCGAAGCUAAAGGAUUGUGGGCUGAAGAGUUGAUCACGGUAAUUUGGGCUUAUAAUACUACCCCUCAAUCAACUACUGGCGAAUCACCUUUCAAGUUGACUUAUGGGGUAGAUGCUAUGAUCCCAGCAGAGUUGCAAGAUGUAACUUUCAGGGUGGCGACUUAUAAUGAAGACCAGAAUGACAUGAAUAGACUGGUUGAUCUCAAUUUGGCAGUGGAAACGCAAGCAGAAGUUCGUCUGAGGCAAGCAAUGGUAAAACAUAGGUCUGAAAGGCGAUACAAUUCCAGAGUGGUAAUGAGGCAAAUGAAAGUUGGUGAUUUGGUGCUGCGUAGAAAGAAUUCUCGUCCAGAGUUUGGUUAUGCACGGUAG
This is a messenger RNA of Lotus japonicus, 669 nucleotides long. RefSeq lists its product as uncharacterized. The coding region runs from base 1 to 669 and encodes 222 amino acids. The record is from RefSeq and is a predicted model, not a curated record. The transcript is spliced from 3 exons. NCBI's taxonomy places the organism in Eukaryota, Viridiplantae, Streptophyta, Magnoliopsida, Fabales, Fabaceae. Gene Ontology annotation, molecular function: nucleic acid binding.